AUGAAGAUAGACCCAUCCGAAAUCGCGAAAAAUCCUAGCCCGCUAAUAGGACUCUCAGGAGAAGCCACUAUAGCUUUUGGGUCGAUUAAUCUCAAGGUCAAAGCUGGAACAAUGAAAAAAGUCACGGAGUUCCUAGUUGUAGACCACCUUGCGUCUUACAACGUGAUCAUGGGUACGCCAUGGUUGAAUUCCAUGCGAGUGGUUCCGUCAACAUACCACCUUUGUCUCAAAUUCUCAACUCCUCACGGAAUAAAAACAAUAUGGGGAAAUCCAAGAGUAUCACAGGUCAAACACAAAAGAUGUAAGUUAGGACCCGAACGUGCCUCCGCAGUUAACGACGAAGUCGAAAAACUCCUUAAGGUAGGAUCGAUAACGGAAGUGAGGUAUCCUGAUUGGCUUGCCAACCCUGUCGUGGUCAAAAACAAAAAUGGGAAAUGGCGAGUCUGCAUCGAUUUCACCGAUCUCAACAAAGCCUGUCCGAAAGACAGUUUCCCCUUACUGCACAUUGAUCGACUGGUCAAGGCAACAGCGGGAAACGAACUCUUAUCUUUCAUGGACGCCUUCUUAGGAUACAAUCAGAUCAUGAUGCACCCUGAUGAUCGCGAGAAAACUGCGGCGCAACUUAUCAAAGACUUGUGA
Molecule: messenger RNA, 639 nt
Organism: Brassica napus (rape)
Lineage: Eukaryota; Viridiplantae; Streptophyta; Magnoliopsida; Brassicales; Brassicaceae
Exons: 2
Coding region: 1-639 (212 amino acids)
Source: RefSeq, a predicted model, not a curated record